Cotesia glomerata is the source of this 2940-nucleotide messenger RNA. RefSeq names its product golgin subfamily A member 6-like protein 4. Lineage: Eukaryota; Metazoa; Arthropoda; Insecta; Hymenoptera; Braconidae. The transcript is spliced from 2 exons. The record is from RefSeq and is a predicted model, not a curated record. The coding region runs from base 642 to 2783 and encodes 713 amino acids.
AUCUAUCGUACUCAAGCAUUCGCAACUCGGCAGCUGAGCAGUCGAGAUUUAAAAUAAUAUAUUAAUAUUUUGCAUAUUCUUUAACGCAGUGUAACAGAGUUCACAUUAAAGUGAAUAAUUCCGAUGUUUUUGAUAAGGAAGUUAGUAGAUUGUCUACAAGAAGUGAAGGCUAUUGACUUCACUGAUACUUCUAAAACUCAAGUGCGUUUGAACAAGAACAAAGCUGAGAACGCGCUAAAUUUAAUAUACCAAAUCGGUCUAAAAGAAGAAACCUUCACCACUGAAGAAAAAGUAAUUAUCGGAAAUUUAUUAGCUGACACCAUAGAAUAUUUGCAAGUCAACAUCGAGAACACCGCCAACGUCUACCGAACAAGACUGAGCAAUUCUGUUCUCAGAAAAAGAUCAGCUGUUCAGUUCUUGCUUGAUAACUACUCCCAGUUCCCAGUUGGAAAUUCAACUUUGGCUGAUAAGUUCCGGGAAGUGAAUAUUGAAGAAAGCGUCGAGAUACUCGACGAUAUUAUUGACAAUUGGCAUGAUAUGACUGAUUCUGACGAGGGCUCAAGUGACAGAGAAAGCGCCGGUGCAAACGAAGUACCAGAAUCCCAUACCUGGUGGUCGCUAUAAGGUAUCAAAAUCUAAAUAUGAAUUUCCUUUCCAAUAUAGCUGAUUCCAUCCCGGUGGUUGGUCAUGUCAAGGGAAUCGUCCAUUAUGCAGUUGGAGAUUCUGAAGGCGGAAACAAAGCUAUGUACCAAGCCACCAGAACUUCAGUAGUUUUGGGAGCUGGUGCUGCUGGAUCUCUUGCUGGUCCGGCAGGAGCUGCAGCAGCUGCUAUGUAUGCUGGUGCUCUUACAGACACUGUUGCUUCUGUAGCCAUGGAUGAGCCUCAAGGAUUAAUGAAAGGGUGUAAGAAUAUAGCAGAAGAUGUGAAAGAAGGGAAAAAUCCGAUGGGUUCGAUAGCAAGUACAGGGUUCCAAGUGGCAAUGGAUGGGGUGGGUGGUUUAGGAAUGGGUGGUGUUUCUAGUGCGGCGAGUCAAGUUUCAGAAAAAGCUGUAGCAAAAGGUGUGGAAAAUAUUGCGAAGAAUGCAGUCAAGAAUGUUGGAGAAAAGACCAUUGAGCAAACUAUGAAGAUGACGGGAGAACAAGUGGUAAAGAAGGUGACGAAGACUGUUACGGAGAAGGCGGUGAAGAAAGUUAUCGAAAAGGCAGUCGUUCAAGCGGAGAUUGCUUUGGUAACGACUCAUGUUUGCAUGCAAGCUGAUGAACGUACUAAAGAAGAAAAAAGAAAAAGUGAUAGAGAGGAACGUGAUAGAGCAGAAAGACGAAGACGUGAAAGAGAAGAAAGGGAAGAACGGGAACGACGUGCUAGAGAAGAAAGGGAACGACAAGAACGACGUGCUAGAGAAGAGAGGGAACAACAAGAACGACGUGCUAGAGAACAACAGGAACAGCAUACUAGAGAACAACAGGAACAACGUGCUAGAGAAGAAAGGGAACGACGUGCUAGAGAAGAGAGGGAACAAGAAGAACGACGUGCUAGAGAACAACAGGAACAGCGUACUAGAGAACAACAGGAACAACGUGCUAGAGAAGAAAGGGAACGACGUGCUAGAGAAGAGAGGGAACAAGAAGAACGACGUGCUAGAGAACAACAGGAACAGCGUACUAGAGAACAACAGGAACAACGUGCUAGAGAAGAAAGGGAACGACAAGAACGACGUGAUAGAGAAGAGAGGGAACAACAAGAACGACGUGCUAGAGAACAACAGGAACAGCGUACUAGAGAACAACAGGAACAACGUGAUAGAGAAGAAAGAGAACAACAAGAACGACGUGGUAGGGAACAACAGCAACGUUCUAAUACUCCUGAAAAAAACUCUGAAUCUACACAACCACCACGAAGAAAUAGAGGUAAUAGAAAAGGAUCUAGAAAUGAUGAACCUGACUAUUUUGCUAUUUUCAAGAAUUUAUUGGAAGAACUAUUGAAUGAUAUCUUCGGUGUGGAAAGACCAUAUACAAGAUCAAGAGCCUACAUUUCUCAAAUUUUUCAACAACUGUCAAAAGGACAAAUUAAUUAUUUGUCAGACAUAAUUGCAAGAUUAUACAAAGGUGAAAUCUUAGAGGAAGUAGUAAGAUUAGUAAUUAGAAUGUUCUCAGAACAUUUUCCUGAAGAUAUAUCACUCUUAAAUUUCCAAAGUUUGAUGGAAUUUGCUGCGGUUUACGUUCAAGAAGAAAUAGAUUACCGAACUGAGGUUUACAGAUCCGUCGAGAUGAUAUGGAGAGAAAGUGAUAGUUCUGUUGUAAAGAUGGCUGCUAAGGACCUCAAAGAAACAAUUGUUUCAACUAUCAUGAACUUGGCAGAUAUUGUCAGAAUGAUAGUCGAUAUUUUUGAGAGUCUAAAAUCGGGCAUCGAGUCUGAACCGGCGGCUAAUAAUUUGUAUCCGAACUUUCGAAAUAUAUUCGCGGCAGUUUAUCAUUACUUUAAGCAUCGAAGCGUUCCUGGCGACGGAGUUCUGACGAUUGGAGAGUACUACGAAUGGAUAAGAAGAGUUUUGGAAAAACUUGGAGGACAACAACGGUACAGAGAUUUGGUGGAAGCGCAGACUGCCGGAGAAGUAAGAGCAAAUGUUAAGUUUGAGGUGUACAUUGUUGCAUUUGGCAGACGAAUCAGGAUUGUUGUUAAAUUCGAGGGCGAUACAAUUAUAUUAGCAUCUUGUUUUUUUUGCAAUACCACGUUCGAUGAUGAUGAAGAAGGAAUGGUAUGGAUAGUCAUUCGUCGUUUUUGAAAAAUCGUUUUGGAAUUAUCCGUAGAAAUUUAUAAAGUAAUAUGUAAUCAAUAAAAACUCAUUUUGUCAAUAUAUAUACACCAAGGUUGAAAAAUAUUUAAUUAAAAAAUUAUGUAUCUUUUGUUUAAAUAAAAAUUAGUCAUAGUUAUUCAUUAAA